Ornithodoros turicata is the source of this 1632-nucleotide messenger RNA. RefSeq lists its product as uncharacterized. The transcript is spliced from 6 exons. The record is from RefSeq and is a predicted model, not a curated record. The coding region runs from base 1 to 1632 and encodes 543 amino acids. NCBI's taxonomy places the organism in Eukaryota, Metazoa, Arthropoda, Arachnida, Ixodida, Argasidae.
AUGUCGACUGACAAACGACAACUCAAGUACUCCGGCCCCCAGGAAAAGGUCACUGAGCUCAUCACUGGGUCAAGCAUAUUAGUCCCACCUUGCGAGAUUUCUGGCAUACGCCUGGGAGGGAUUGCCACACCUUGUGAAGACGACGGGCACGCGGCUCCGGAUGUCUCCUUUCAUUGCUUCCCGAAAGACACAGCAACUCGUGACCUCUGGGUUCAGGCACUUGUCGAAAACACAACCGUACCGGCAUCCUGGAAGCCAGGGCUAAGCCACAGGAUCUGUGGAGCUCAUUUCAACGUCCUUGGCAAGAGGAAAUACAUGGACAAAGUACCAUGGUUGUUGAAGCCUGGUACAUUCAUUCAGACGACACAUCAGACAUGUCGUUCUGUUAAUGAAGAGCCGUCUCUUCUCGAAGUGGCUGAUGAGACAACAGUGGAGACGUCCUUCGAAGGGCUCAGUUCAACUGAUGUAUCGUGCUCCGAACAAGAGUCUAGCUUCAGUGUGUCACACCAUGGAUAUGAUGCAGCAGAAGAAUCAAAGAUUCGUGAGGAGCUUGCACUACUUUCAAAAGAAAAUCAGGAACUCAGGAAACUGAACUCAAGGCUGCUUCAGGAGAAGAGCGAUGCUGAGAAUGCCAGUGCAAAGCGUCUGGAAGCUUACACCAGGGAAGUUCAAGAUUUGGAACAGAAACUUUGUGCUGCACAGGUGGAUCGACAAAACUUGCAGUCACAUAUUCAAGAACUCCAGAGAAGAUUGCAGCGACAUGAACACAGUGAGCGUCACCUGCCUAAACCAACUCCAUCGGACGUUCUAAAGGACAGUGACAAACUUCGUUUCUACACCGGCUUCACGACCCAUGAGCCGUUUAAAACGUUUUGUGAAUUUGUUCGUGCUGGUCAUGAGGACUAUAAGAGACUGUCGAGCAAAGCAGGUUCAAAUAAGGGAAGACCUCCUUUGUUUAGCUUGGAAGAACAGUUGGCUCUUGUUUUGACGAGACUAAGGGUUGGGCUCCUUGAGCAAGACCUUGCGUACAGGUAUUCGACAAGUGUAGCAUAUAUCAGUGAGCUGUGUUCAUUUUGGGUAGAAUUUUUAUGCGAGUACCUUGACAAAACACCGAUAUGGCCAAGCAGAGACAUUGUAGACGAGUUCAUGCCUGAAGUGUUCAGGGAGUCUUACCCGUCAACAAGAGUUAUCUUGGACUGCACGGAGCUGUACAUUGAAACCCCAAGUGACUUUCGUGUUCAAAGUGACACCUAUUCCAAGUACAAGUCCCACAACACAGCAAAAGGUCUGAUCGGAAUUGCUCCUAAUUUUUUUGUGACAUUUGUUAGUGACCUAGCGCCUGGAAGGAUUUCGGAUAAGGCACUGGUUCGGCAAAGUGGGUUGUACAAGCUGCUCGAGGAAGGAGAUGCUGUCAUGGCAGACAGAGGCUUUCUGAUCAAAGAGGACCUUGCUGACCUCAAAGUUGACCUGAACAUUCCUCCAUUCUUAAAUGGUGCCUCUCAGUUGUCUCUUGCAGAUGAAAGUACAACUAGGGCUAUUGCAAAAGCACGGAUUCACGUGGAGCGUGUUAUCAGGCAGGUGACCCUCUUCUUGACAGAAAGCAGGAUGCUGCUGUGCUGUAAUCGUGCUUAA